AUGGUUCUUAAAUCAACAUAUGCUGGUGAUGUCUCAGUUUAUCAAGUUUCAGGGGCUAAUGUCUCUAGAUCUUUACCAGAUUGGAUAGCUAAAAAGAGAAAGAAGUCAUUAAAAAAUGAUUUAGAAUAUCAAAAUAGAAUAGAAUUGAUUCAAGAUUUUGAAUUUAGUGAAGCUUCAAAUAAAGUUAAAGUUAGUCCUGAUGGUCAAUAUGCGAUGGCUACAGGUACUUAUAAACCACAAAUUCAUGUUUAUGAUUUUGCAAAUUUAUCAUUAAAAUUUGAAAGACAUACAGAUUGUGAAAAUGUUGAUUUUGAAAUAUUAUCAAAUGAUUGGACUAAAUCUGUUCAUUUACAAAAUGAUAGAAGUAUAGAAUUUCAAAACAAAGGUGGGAUGCAUUAUAGAACAAGAAUACCUAAAUUUGGUAGAAAUUUAGCUUAUAACUCUGUUAAUUGUGAUUUAUACAUUUCUGCAAGUGGUAAUGAAUUAUACAGAUUAAAUUUAGAUCAAGGAAGAUAUUUAAACCCAUUUAUUCUUGAUGUUGAUGAAUCAAAAGGAUCAGGUGCUAAUCAUGUCAGUUUCAGUACAACAAAUGGUCUUAUAGCUGCUGGGUUAGAAGAUGGUACUGUGGAAUUUUGGGAUUCAAGAGCAAAAUCAAGAGUUGCAAAAUUAUCAUUACCAACAAAUAAUUUUAGUGAUCAAGGAUUUCAAGUUUCAACAACAAGUUUCAAAAAUGAUGGAUUAAAUUUUGCAUGUGGUACAUCAACUGGUUAUUCAUAUUUAUACGAUUUAAGAAGUUCAACACCAACAUUAGUAAAAGAUCAUGGUUAUGGAUUUGAUAUUAAAAAAUUCAUUUGGUUAAAUGAUAAUAAAUUCUUAGCAUCAGAUAAAAGAAUUGCUAAAAUAUAUAAUCAAAAUGAUGGUAAAUUAUAUGCAUCAAUGGAACCAAGUGUUGAUAUUAAUGAUAUUGAACAUAUUCCAGAUACUGGUAUGUUUUUCACAGCCAAUGAAGGUAUUCAAAUGCAUACAUAUUAUAUACCGAACUUGGGUCCAGCUCCAAGAUGGUGUUCAUUCUUGGAUAACAUUACUGAAGAAUUGGAAGAAAAACCAGCAGAUUCAGUUUAUUCCAAUUAUAGAUUUAUUACUAGAGAUGAUGUUUCUAAAUUGAAUUUGACCCAUUUGGUCGGUACAAAAGUUCUUAGAUCUUAUAUGCAUGGUUUCUUUAUUAAUACAGAAUUAUAUGAUAAGGUUAAUUUAAUUGCUAAUCCUAAUUCAUAUAGAGAUGAAAGAGAAAGAGAAAUUAGAAAAAGAAUUGAAAAAGAAAGAGAAUCAAGAAUUAGAACAACAGGUGCUGUUACUGCAACCAAAGUUAAAGUUAAUAAAGAUCUUGCAGAGAAAUUGGCUAAAAAAUCAGGUUCUCAAGCUACAGAAAGUAUUAUUAAUGAUGAUCGUUUCAAAGAAUUAUUCGAAAAUCCAGAAUUUCAAGUUGAUAAAGAAUCUUUCGAAUAUAAACAACUUAACCCUGUGGAAUCGACCACUGAUGGUGAUUCUAAACGUUCUAGAGCUUUAACAGCUGCUGAAGAAUCAGAUGAAGAAAGAAUCAAGAGAGCUAAUGGUGAAGAUCAAAGUUCAGAUGAUGAAGAUAGUGAAUCAGAAAGUGAAUCAAGUGAUUCAGAAAGUGAAGAUGAAAAAGAUUCAAAUAAAGAACAAUUAGAUAGAUUACAACAAUUAAAGAUUAAAAAGCAAUUAGAUGCAGUUAAAAGAAAGAAAGAAGCUAAAGAUAAAUCUGAUAAAUUCUUAAAUGAAAUGAGAACUUAUGCAACUGAUAAUAAUAAUGGAGGUAUUCAAAAAAAUCAAGUUUCAUUUGAUAAACAAUUACAACGUAUUAAGAAUAAACAAGAAAGAGAAAAUUCUUCAAAGAAGAAUGAAGUUUUAAGAAGACAUGCAAGAGGUGAAGCUGAAUUAACAUUUAUUCCAAAGAAAUCAUCAGAUAAAAAACCAAAGAAACAAGUUUCAUUUGAUAGUGAUGAUGAAGAUGAACAAGAUGCUGAAAGUAAACAUGGUAGAACAAAACAAAGAUUUGAUGGUCGUAGAAGAGCUAGUAAGAAUGCAUUCCGUGGUAUGUAA
Messenger RNA from Hansenula ciferrii, 2124 nucleotides. It is a transcript of the gene ENP2, whose product is annotated as ribosome biosynthesis protein ENP2. Gene Ontology annotation, cellular component: small-subunit processome; 90S preribosome; nucleolus. The record is from RefSeq and is a predicted model, not a curated record. The coding region runs from base 1 to 2124 and encodes 707 amino acids. Lineage: Eukaryota; Fungi; Ascomycota; Saccharomycetes; Phaffomycetales; Wickerhamomycetaceae. Gene Ontology annotation, biological process: maturation of SSU-rRNA from tricistronic rRNA transcript (SSU-rRNA, 5.8S rRNA, LSU-rRNA). The transcript has a single exon. Gene Ontology annotation, molecular function: protein binding.